AAAUGGGCAUCAUAGGAGCCCAAACUACUUGAAGAUUUAGACUUAGGUGUUCCAAGAACAGUUAGAUAAGUUUGGAUUGCUUAAUUCAGGGAAAAAAAAAAGAGAGAGAGAAUAGAUAGAGACGAGCUUAACUAAACAGGUAACUAAAAACUCUUCAAGGACGAUUGGAUAUCAGCAGAACUCCAUUUAUCACUUCUUCUUUAAACCACCCGGAACCCAUCUUUUUCCGUCACUCUCCGGCGUGAAUAUUAGCAGAAGAAGGCUACUUCCAGUUCGUCUCCUACAUUGGUAAUGAAAUUUAGGCAGUGCGGAGCAAUUUUACUCUCUGAUGAACUGCCUGCCACACGUGCGUGCUAAUGGCACAGCUUUAUUUAGAAAGGCUGGUAAUUUCAUUGCAACAACUUCUUUGAACCAAUGCCAUGUUCCUUUAUGGAAAAGAAAUUUUGAGCACGCGGGUGUUAAGACUGUGGAUUUAGAGUUCUUGUUGACAAGAUUUCGCCCUCAGGGUUACUUUUCCCGGAAAAGUAAUAGUAGUAGUAGCACAAAAAAAGCAUCCAGGACUAAAAAAGUUCAUCCUGAACAACCACCGGUGAUGGAAAACGAGAAAGAUGCAUUCUUUGUAGUGAGAAAGGGAGAUGUUGUUGGUGUUUUCAAGAGCUUUGCUGAUUGUCAGGCCCAAGUUGGAUCCUCGAUAUGUGAUCCUCCGGUCAGUGUCUACAAAGGCUACUCUUUGACAAAGGAAACUGAAAUAUAUCUGUCUUCCUGUGGGCUUAAGAAUGCUUUCUACACUAUUAGAGCUGCAGAUGUGAAAGAAGAUCUUUUUGGAGCGCUCAUGCCCUGCCCUUUCCAGGAGCCAGCUUCUUCUAAAGGUGAAACAUCUCAUAAUGAUGCAACCAAAAAGAGACCACAGGAUAUGCUUCAGUCAGAGUAUGGGGGACUGGGAUCACUUGGUUCAAUAGCCGUAGCCGAUCCCGUGAGAAAGCAUUUCAAGUUGGAUCCACAUGCUGAGGCUCAAAUAACAUCCUCUGGUCAUCAAUCUUGUAUUCUUGAGUUUGAUGGUGCAUCAAAAGGAAAUCCUGGGCCUGCUGGUGCAGCAGCUGUAUUGAAAACUGAUGCUGGAAAUGUGAUCUGCAAAUUGCGCGAGGGUUUGGGCAUAGCAACCAAUAAUGCUGCUGAAUAUCGCGCCAUAAUUUUAGGGUUGAAACAUGCUCUUAGAAAAGGUUAUACAAACAUUCGUGUACGAGGUGACUCGAAGCUCGUUUGUAUGCAGCUGCAGGGUUUAUGGAAAGUCAAACAUGAGCACAUGUCUGAGUUGUAUGAGCAAGCAAUGAAACUGAAGGAUAAGUUUCUUUCAUUUCAGAUCAAUCACGUUUUAAGGGAACUGAAUGGCGAGGCUGAUGCUGAGGCCAACUUGGCUGUCAAACUUGCUGAAGGUCAAAUCCAGGAUAAACAAUUUAAAAUGAGAUUUGGUUGGGCCGGAGCUAACGAUGCCCAACCAACAUUUACAUGGUUCCCAUUAUAUCCGACGGCUAACACCGGCCUGCUUUCACAUGCCGACUUGGAAGCCAAGAAAGCAACCAUGUAUGCCUGCCCAACUGAAAUACGAGCCAUCUCAAUUACCAAAAACGUAAUCAAAUCAACUCCAAAUAGACUUCAUAAACGGGAAAUUAUGGCAAUGUUGAUGAAAAGAAUUGCAAACCUCACCAAAACCACAGCUAAACCCUCCCCUCCUUUCUCUUUAAAAUAUUUAUUAUUAUUUUCCCUUUCUUCUGCUUCAGAGAAAAUCCUCGCCGGCACUGCCACUGAUGUCGCCGUUAUUUCUGGAAAAAGCGAUCUGGUGUACUCAGACCCACCUGUAUCAGCCACCAUCAAGCCUCUUUUGCCCGAUCUCCUUCAACCACGUGUCGUCAUCUAUGAUGGGGUCUGCCAUCUUUGCCACGAAGGGGUUAAGUGGGUGAUUAAAGCGGACAAACACAGGAAGAUCAAGUUCUGCUGUGUGCAGUCAAAGGCUGCUGAACCAUACUUGAGAGUUUGCGGUGUUGAUCGAGAGGAUGUUCUUCGUCGUUUUGUGUUCAUUGAAGGCCUUGGUCUUUAUCAUCAAGGUUCCACAGCUGCAUUGAGAGUGCUAUCAUACUUGCCACUUCCCUACUCCGCUUUAAGUGCAUUCUUGAUAAUUCCAACUCCAUUGAGGGAUGCAGUUUAUGAUUUCAUUGCCAAGCGGCGUUAUGACUGGUUUGGGAAGAGUGAAGACUGCCUAGUUUUGCAAGAGAGCGAGCUCUUGGAGCGAUUUAUUGAUAGGGAAGAAAUGAUGGAUCGUAAUCGUAAUCGAUCAAAUUUGUAACUUGGAUUCUCUUAAAUACAAUUAGACAAGUUUAGUUUAUGGCAGAUGUCCAUUGUUAACUGUUUCUUAGUAGGAUGUAAAAUGUAUAGCAGUAAAUGUUUUCCACCUGGUUGCAAUAGAUUGCAAAGCUCUAUUUCUUAUUAAGUAAUCUAAAUACCUCCUGGUUAGUCAGGUAA
This is a messenger RNA of Gossypium arboreum, 2517 nucleotides long. RefSeq lists its product as uncharacterized. Bases 329 to 2341 code for a protein of 670 amino acids. Gene Ontology annotation, molecular function: nucleic acid binding; RNA-DNA hybrid ribonuclease activity; protein-disulfide reductase activity. The transcript has 13 exons. NCBI's taxonomy places the organism in Eukaryota, Viridiplantae, Streptophyta, Magnoliopsida, Malvales, Malvaceae. The record is from RefSeq and is a predicted model, not a curated record.